AUGUUUUUUCUCUCUUCAUCUUUUCCUAUUCUUUUCUUUGCAUCUUCUUCUUUUUUAUUCUUUUCAUAUCCCGACAUUUUUUUUUAUCAUAUUCAAUUCCUUCGUUCAUUUAUAUUUUCCCAUUUUGAACACUUCUGCCUUGUUCCCUAUGGCUUCAUUUAUUCCUCUUUCUCCAAAAUAGCAGUCUAUCUAUCUGUCUAUCUCUCUAUCUAUAUAUCUAUCUAUCUAUCUAUCUAUAUAUAUCUAUCAGUCUUUUCAUAUCUAUCUAUCUAUCUAUCUAUCUAUCUAUCUAUCUAUCUAUCUAUCUAUCUCAGUCUUAGUUUUAUUCAUCUAUCUAUCUAUAUCUAUCUAUCUCCCUCUAUAUCUAUCUAUCUAUCUAUCUAUCUAUCUAUCUAUCUAUCUCAGUUUUUUUCAUAUUCUAUUCAUCUAUCUAUCUAUCUAUCUCAGUUUUUCAUAUCUAUCUAUCUAUCUAUCUAUCUAUCUAUCUAUCUAUCUAUCUAUCUAUCUAUCUUGUUCUCACCUAUAAGACUUAGUUCAUAUCUAACUCGUUUUAAUUAUCUAUCUAUCUAUCUAUCUAUCUAUCUAUCUAUCUAUCUAUCUAUCUAUCUAUCUAUCUAUCCGUUUCGUUUUAUCUAUCUAUCUAUCUAUCUAUCUAUCUAUCUAUCUAUCUAUCUAUCUAUCUAUCUAUCUCAGUCGUUUAUUUAUCAUCUAUCUAUCUAUCUAUCUAUCUAUCUAUCUAUCUAUUUCAGUAUGUUCAUAUCUUUCUGUAUGUUCAUAUCUAUCUAUCUAUAA
This is a messenger RNA of Acanthosepion pharaonis, 792 nucleotides long. Lineage: Eukaryota; Metazoa; Mollusca; Cephalopoda; Sepiida; Sepiidae. The record is from the annotation of a GenBank genome assembly.